AUGGAUUCAGAUUUCUCUUAAUAAAUUGUUGAGAAAAUAGAUUUAAUAUUUGUAAAUGUUGCAAAAUCAGGAAACAAAGUUUUAUAAAAUAGAAUUGAAGAAAAAAAAAAUUAAAUUUAUGCUUCCAUUCCAUCAUCCUCCAGCUAAAUACUAUAAAAUAUUUAAAACCGAUUAUACAUAAAUUAAUAUUUAAAUAAUUUCAUUUAAUAUGUAAGUAAAGAAGAAAAUUUGCAUUAAUAAAGAUUUUUUAGUUUAAUCAGAAAUUCUAACAAAGCUAAAUAUUAAAUGAUGUUUGCUCAGAAAUUCAAUAAAUUACCAAAAUAUUUUAAAAGCUUAGAAAAUUAAGAUAUUUCUAUAAGUGGUUUGAUUGCAGAUUAAGAUAUAAUCAAUAGUAAAGUUCCUGUUAAUUUUACAGUCAAUUCUCAUCUUCUUCUUGAUCGAGAAGUAAAUUAUAUAGUAUGCAUGACAUUGAUCUUUAAUGAUAUUUAUGAUGAAGUUAUCUUUUGUCACUCUUUGAGUGCAUAGAAAUUACUUAAAAAGAUUCCAAAAUUAAACUAAUAUGAAUUUUUUAAAGUUUUAGAUAAAUAUUUAUCAAUUACUAUAAACAAAUAGGAAAAUAUAGUGAGCUUGUAAAGUAUGCAUCCUAUAGUACAUUUCUCACCAGUAAUAAAAUAUCAUGAAAAUAAUAACUAAUAACAAUUUUAUUUAAUAUAAGGCAUGGAAAUAAUAAUAUCUCCAACUUAUAAAAUAAAAGUUAUCUAAAUUUUCUACAAUUAAUUUGAGAUUUUAACUGAGAAUUAUAUAAGGAAAACUAAAAAGUAAUAGUAUGAUAGUAAAUUAUUAAUUUAAAAUGCAUCAAAUUAUAUUUUAUUAUAACCUUUAGAAGACAAAAUUAAUCAUGAAUUAUGUGCAAUUUAUGAUCUACAAUAAUCAAUUAAACUUGAUAAUUUUUUAAAAUUACCAAAUGGGAUAUCUGUCUAAUUAAAAUUUGAUGGCAUCGGAUUUUUAUUUGAAGUAUUGAAAGAGAAUAAAAAUUUUUAUACAAGUUUGUCUUUUACAGAGGAUGUUCAUUGUAGUGCAAAAUACAUAAAUUUUUUUAUUGUGAUUAACAAUGAAUUAAGAAUAUAAAUAGAUUCAGAAGGUGGAGAGUUAUUUUUCGAUAAAAUUGAAAGUAAAAGUAAUAUAUUUGAUAAAUGA
Molecule: messenger RNA, 1197 nt
Organism: Paramecium sonneborni
Lineage: Eukaryota; Ciliophora; Oligohymenophorea; Peniculida; Parameciidae
Source: the annotation of a GenBank genome assembly